Olea europaea var. sylvestris is the source of this 1917-nucleotide messenger RNA. Its product is annotated as dihydrolipoyllysine-residue succinyltransferase component of 2-oxoglutarate dehydrogenase complex 1, mitochondrial-like. Gene Ontology annotation, molecular function: dihydrolipoyllysine-residue succinyltransferase activity. The record is from RefSeq and is a predicted model, not a curated record. The transcript has 15 exons. Gene Ontology annotation, cellular component: oxoglutarate dehydrogenase complex. Gene Ontology annotation, biological process: tricarboxylic acid cycle. NCBI's taxonomy places the organism in Eukaryota, Viridiplantae, Streptophyta, Magnoliopsida, Lamiales, Oleaceae. Bases 171 to 1589 code for a protein of 472 amino acids.
CAUUUCCUUCUCUGAAGUCACACAAAAAAGGGGAAAAAAAUUGUAAAUUAAUAAAUAGGAAGCUACAAGAUCUUCGCUGGCGGCUCUCUUACGUUUUCGAUCAGCCACCGUCAAACCCUGCCUUUCUCUCUCUAUUCAUUCAAUCCGAGAGAUAAGCCAUUAAAAGCAAGAUGUUGGGUGUUUUAAGACGCAAAGCUGCUUGUGGCGCCUACUCCUCUGUUUCGGUUUUAGGAAAAUCACUACAUAAGAUUAGGCCUGCUACGCCGAGAGUCUGCUCUUCUCUGCCAGAAGAGAUUAUACAUCAUCCACGUGGAUUUGAUCAUGCUCGAACUUUCUUUCACCUUCUUUUGACCGGUUGCUCAACGAAUUUAAAUCCAACAAGGGGAGUUGUAGCCAAUCUUCCACGAGAUAUUAACAAGCAGUUAUGGAGCAAGUCAUUCUCUUCCAACAGUGAAGGUGAUCUUGUUCAUGCUGUCGUCCCUCACAUGGGUGAAUCUAUAACUGACGGCACACUUGCAACAUUCUUGAAGAAACCAGGUGACAGGGUAGAAGUUGAUGAGCCAAUUGCUCAGGUUGAAACUGACAAGGUCACCAUUGAUGUCAAUAGUCCUGAAGCAGGUGUAAUCCAGGAGUUUGUAGCUAAGGAGGGAGACACCGUGGAACCUGGCACUAAAAUUGCUGUCAUAUCAAAAUCUGCUGAAGGUGUAACUCAUGUUGCUCCAUCUGAUGAGAAGUCAUCUGAAAAGGCUGCUCCUCCACCACCUCCUCCUUCUGUGGAGAAGAAGGAGAAGCCGAAGCCGAAAGUGGAAACCACUUCUGUCAUAGAAAAGCCUAAAGAAACUUCUUCACCUCCUAAACUCUCUGCAACAGAACCCCAGCUGCCCCCAAAAGACCGGGAAAGAAGAGUGCCUAUGACAAGGCUCAGAAAACGAGUUGCCACCCGAUUGAAAGAUUCGCAAAAUACAUUUGCGUUGUUGACAACAUUUAAUGAAGUUGAUAUGACUAAUUUAAUGAAACUUCGUUCUGACUAUAAGGAUGCAUUUGUUGAAAAACAUGGGGUGAAGCUGGGUCUUAUGUCUGGAUUUGUGAAAGCAGCUGUUAGUGCACUCCAGAAUCAGCCUAUAGUUAACGCUGUUAUUGACAGUGACGAUAUUAUUUACAGAGACUACGUAGAUAUCAGCAUAGCUGUUGGUACCCCGAAGGGCCUUGUGGUUCCAGUUCUCCGGGAUGCUGGUAGAAUGAAUUUUGCAGAAGUUGAGAAAGAGAUUAACACCCUCGCAAAGAAGGCUACUGAUGGCACUAUAUCAAUUGAUGAGAUGGCUGGAGGUACAUUUACUAUAUCCAAUGGUGGUGUCUAUGGAAGUCUUUUGAGCACUCCCAUCAUAAAUCCCCCUCAGUCUGCAAUCCUGGGGAUGCACUCAAUAGUGAACCGUCCAAUGGUUGUUGGAGGUAACAUAGUUCCAAGACCGAUGAUGUACAUUGCAUUGACAUAUGACCAUAGGCUGAUUGAUGGAAGAGAGGCCGUCUUUUUUUUGAGAAGGAUCAAAGACGUGGUGGAAGAUCCUCGCAGGCUCCUCUUGGAUAUAUGAAAGCUUCAUCAACCAUUGUUGCAGCUUCAUAUUUGCUAAUAUAUUUGAGUUAAAUACCCUCAAGCUUCGCUGAGUCGGAGUAAAAUGCAUCAUAUUUAAAGUUUUGUGAUACUUUUUUCCUUGCAACCAAUUCAUUUUCAGUUUGCGGCUAGCUGCCUCUAGGCUUGAUAUGAGAUCCUUCGACAAUAUAUCUUGCUCAACUCAUUAUAUUUUGAGAGUUUUUUGUGUAUUGUUUCCUGCCCAUGUGCUUGAUUUGAACUGAAGGUUACCUACAUUCUUGUCAGAAUGAGACAAAAUAUUUGAAUAAUUUGAUGUUUCUGCACUGAUC